AUUGACAUAUUAUCAGCUGAUUUGUUUUGUUGAUAAAUGCGUGAUUGCGAAAACUGUGAUUUAAACGAAACCUUAUUAUUUUAUUUCACAUUUAGGCACAAAAAUGGCUUCUAGAUUUAGUGGAGCACUACAGCUCACUGACCUUGACGACUUCAUCACUCCAUCGCAGGAAUGCAUAAAGCCAGUGAAGAUCGAGAAGUCUGCCACGAAGACCGGCGCCAAGAUCAAGAUCGGCGAGGACGGUUACUUCGACGUGUCUCUGGGGGUGCCUCAGCGGCUGCAGAAGGUGGAGAUCACGCUGGCGGACUGCCUCGCGUGCAGCGGCUGCAUCACCUCCGCCGAGAGCGUGCUGGUGACCAGGCAGAGCCAGGAGGAGCUACUCAGGGUAUUCUCAGAGCGAAAAUACACAGACAGUAAGGGUGUGACUCGUGAUGUGAGUCUGGUGGUUGUCUCACUGUCCCCUCAGCCCACUCUGUCCAUCGCAGCCAGGUACAACCUCAGUCCUGAAGAAACUACCAGUAAACUAGUGGGUUACCUAAAGUCCCUGGGCGCGGACUUAGUGCUAGACAUGACCAUAGCGGAAGACCUCUCGGUGCUGGAAGCGCAGCGCGAGUUCAUGCGGAGACUGCGCGAGCAGCAGGCCGACCCCACCGCGCGCGCUCUGCCCAUGCUCGCCAGCUCCUGUCCGGGCUGGGUAUGCUACGCAGAGAAAACUCACGGCAACUUCAUCCUCCCAUACAUAUCCACAACAAAGUCUCCGCAACAGAUCAUGGGUUCCCUCGUGAAACAAGUGCUCGCGCGGGAUAAACAACUGAACCCUGCAGAGAUAUACCACGUGACUUUCAUGCCGUGCUAUGAUAAGAAGCUGGAAGCCUCGAGGGAAGAUUUCUAUAAUGAUUUGUUGAGCUGUCACGAUGUCGACUGCGUUAUUACUGCCAUCGAGCUAGAACAAAUGCUGGAAGCCAACUCGAAGCCCCUCGCCGACAUCGACAGUGUGCCCCUGGACUGGCCGUGGGGCGCUCCCCCCUCCCCCCCGCCCGCCCCCGCCGCGCCCCCGCAGGGCCCGGGGUUGCGCCGGCACGUCGGCUCGGGCUCCGGCGGCUACGCUGACCAGAUCUUCUUGUAUGCGGCUGAGCAGCUGUAUGGGGAGAGUGAUGCGCCGUUGGUUUAUAAGAAUUUAAGGAACCCCGACUUCCGCGAGGCGACGCUGGAGCGCGGCGGCGCGGAGGUGCUGCGCUUCGGAGUCGCCAACGGGUUCCGCAACAUUCAGAACCUGGUGCAGAAGCUGAAGAGGGGCAAGUCGCCCUACCACUACGUGGAGGUCAUGGCGUGUCCUGCUGGUUGCCUAAACGGCGGCGCACAAACCCGCCCUGUCUCCGGCGAAAGCGGGCGCGACCUCGUCGCCCGUCUCGAAUCCCUAUACUCUUCGCUCCCACUAGCAUCACCAGCACACAACCGCCUGCUCCGGCGGCUGUACGCCGACUGGCUCGACGGAGAAGAUUCAGACAAGGCGCGCGCCACGCUCCAUACCACCUACCAUGCGGUGGAGAAGAGCGAUAUAGCGCUUAAUAUUAAGUGGUGAAGGUUGAGG
Plutella xylostella (diamondback moth) is the source of this 1591-nucleotide messenger RNA. Lineage: Eukaryota; Metazoa; Arthropoda; Insecta; Lepidoptera; Plutellidae. The record is from RefSeq and is a predicted model, not a curated record.